Thlaspi arvense is the source of this 423-nucleotide messenger RNA. The record is from the annotation of a GenBank genome assembly. NCBI's taxonomy places the organism in Eukaryota, Viridiplantae, Streptophyta, Magnoliopsida, Brassicales, Brassicaceae.
AUGGAGGGAGCUAUGUGCAUCAAACCAACCAUUCUUCUUCCUCUUCCUUCAACACAUUCUUCUCCAAAGCUCACUCUUUCUCUUCUUCAGACCAUCACCACCACCAAAGCUUCAAGACUCUCAUCUCUCAGACCAAACGCAUCAUCGUCUUCAACCUCUGAUCCUCUCACCGUUGACUACGACUCUCUCCUUUCUGUCUUCCCAGCUGAAGCAUGCGAGACAAUCAGCGGUUACGCCUGUUCUGCCGAUAUUUACCCUGAAGUCAAGCUCGACACAAAGCCCGUCUCACGUCCCGUGGCUUCAGAGCCUGUAGACCGAGAAUACCUCGAGUAUAACAACCCUAAAACAGUUUUCUGCGCAGAGGCUUGCGAUGAUCUUGGAGGAGAGUUCUGCGAACCUGACUAUCAAAAAGAUGUCUACUAG